Molecule: messenger RNA, 516 nt
Organism: Acytostelium subglobosum LB1
Lineage: Eukaryota; Evosea; Eumycetozoa; Acytosteliales; Acytosteliaceae
Exons: 3
Coding region: 1-516 (171 amino acids)
Biological process (GO): dUTP biosynthetic process
Molecular function (GO): dCTP deaminase activity
Source: RefSeq, a predicted model, not a curated record
AUGGCAGUUCUAUCAAGAGACGAGAUUCUAAAGGCAAUAGAGAAAGGAGAUAUAAAGAUUACACCAUAUGAUCCGAAUGCAGUGGGAUGUGCAUCGAUUGACUUAUCACUAUCCAAUGAGUUCAGAGUGUUUCCAAAGGAUUCAAAGACGAUAAAGGUUACAGAAUCCACAAACUACCAGGAUCACACUACAAAGGUUGUAUUGGCACCUGGUGAGACAUUCAUGUUGGAACCUGGAAGCACGUGUCUUGGUAUCACUGAGGAGCGCGUGGAACUUUCACCAAGGUACUGUGGCCUACUGGAAGGACGAUCAAGGUUUGCUCGCAUGGGUCUCUUUGUCCAUAUAUCCGCUGGAUUCAUGAAUCCAGGUAUCAAGAACAGGCAGGUCUUGGAGAUAUUCAAUACAACCAAUAAUCGUUUGGAGCUGACACCUGGAACAAAGAUAUGCCAGUUUGUAUUCUUGGAGUUAAAGGGAGAGUCAUCAUACUCUGGUAGAUUCCAAGAGAACUCAUUAUAG